Messenger RNA from Cyclospora cayetanensis, 441 nucleotides. RefSeq names its product adenylylsulfatase HINT3. Gene Ontology annotation, biological process: purine ribonucleotide metabolic process; sulfur compound metabolic process. The coding region runs from base 1 to 441 and encodes 146 amino acids. Lineage: Eukaryota; Apicomplexa; Conoidasida; Eucoccidiorida; Eimeriidae. The record is from RefSeq and is a predicted model, not a curated record. Gene Ontology annotation, molecular function: adenylylsulfatase activity. The transcript is spliced from 3 exons.
AUGGCGCAAAACACCGUCGUCUACGAUCCAGACAAUGUCUUCGCCAAAAUACUAGACGGCAGACUCCCUGGUCACAAGAUCUUUGAAACGGAAAGCUGCAUUGCGAUCUUGGAUGCAUUUCCAGCAGUUCCUGGACAUUCACUCUUAAUUUCCAAGGCGCCAGCGGUAACUAUUGCAGACCUGACCGAGCAGCAGGCGGCGGAUGUGCUCAAAGAAUUGCCGAGACUCUGCAGAGCAGUGCAGCAAGCCACGGGCAGCGAUGGCGUUAACGUGCUGCAUAAUGGAGGAGCCUCUGCAGGGCAGGUCGUCUUCCAUUUGCACUUUCACGUAGUUCCCCGUUUUACGGGUGAUGGUCUGUUCUCGCAGUUUGCCAGUGCAAAGUCCAUGAUUGAGCCGGAGGAGGCGAAGAAGAUGAUUGAAAAGAUUCAAAGCAGGCUGUGA